AAUAUUACGCUUGGAGGAGGGGGAGUUUCCAGGCGGGAUCAGGGCGACAAUUUAGCUUGAAACAAUUAGCAGAAUACUUUACAGCGUCACGCUGUUUUUUUUUUUUUUUUUGGUGUGUGUGUCUUCCGGCCGUGUUAAUCUAUCCGUGCCGUCCUCCGGGAUGAAUAAACGUCAUUUAAAAAAAACGCUGCCUCGCGAUAAAGUGGACAUGUCACUCGAUGACAUCAUCCGCUUGAACAAGAAAGAGCAACAUUCAAAACCGAAACGACCCAAGGCAAAUCAACAAACCCUCCGCCGGCAAACGACGCCCUCAGCAACUCAAGGAAACAUGAAAACUUGGUCCAGAAACACAAAAAACGGCGUGUUCCGAGGAGGGGGAGCGACUAAAUUAAGAACGCGGCGAGGGCAGGGCGUCGUCAGCGGUCUGGCGUCCCGGAAGAACCUGGUCAGACGACCUGCUCAGCCAAGCAAGCCGAAGCUCCAACCGUUCCUUCGGCGCCCUCAUCUGGCCGGCUUCGCUUUGUACAGAAACGCUCAAGUCCCAAGGACGGAAACUCCAGUCAACAGCCCGUUUCAACUGCGACGACGACGUCUCCCUCCCGCGCAUCAGACGGACGUACGCCAAGCCACGUUUCUUCAUCACAGAGGACUUAAGGUGCAAGCUCUGGUGCGUAAAGCAAAUCCUCACACGCUUCCCGUCAGAACUCGUCCCAGAUGGCGCACAUCAACAAAUAACACGGGACUCCUUACGAUCUCCAUAGACAACCCUACUGCCAUGACUCAGCCUGAACCUCCUUCGGCUUGGACUCUGCACCCCCCGACGCAACCCGACGUGACCCGGGUGGAAACGGCGGCGGUGAAGACUGACCCGAAAGGUGUCCCCCUCCAAUUUGACAUCAACAGUGUUGGAAAACCACAAACGUCGAUGAGCUUGAACGAGAGAUUCCGCAUCCUGAAAGCCCGACGUGCGCAGAUCAGUAAAGGCAUUCGAUUCGUGGUGGUGGACUGAAGAUUGCCUUUCUUGUGAGGACGGAAUACAACAUUUUAUAUUGCUCAGAUGGGAAAAUGCUUUUGUAUUGCUUAUUUAAUUAAAAGAAAUUCCUUAUCCUGGGACGCCAUUGCCAUUUGAGUGGACUCCUUUUUAUUUAUAGAGCAUGU
Corythoichthys intestinalis (scribbled pipefish) is the source of this 1158-nucleotide messenger RNA. RefSeq names its product UAP56-interacting factor-like. The record is from RefSeq and is a predicted model, not a curated record. NCBI's taxonomy places the organism in Eukaryota, Metazoa, Chordata, Actinopteri, Syngnathiformes, Syngnathidae. Gene Ontology annotation, molecular function: mRNA binding. Gene Ontology annotation, biological process: mRNA export from nucleus. The coding region runs from base 161 to 1009 and encodes 282 amino acids. The transcript is spliced from 9 exons.